Molecule: messenger RNA, 17128 nt
Organism: Pocillopora meandrina
Lineage: Eukaryota; Metazoa; Cnidaria; Anthozoa; Scleractinia; Pocilloporidae
Source: the annotation of a GenBank genome assembly
ACCAGGGUAACACUAACUUACCUUGUUCCGAAAAGUGAGUCUUGAUAACGCGGUUUGUUGCGUUUGAUUUUGCUGUUUAAAGUCGGAAAAAGUAACCUCUGAAUACAUUUUUCAACGUUAUGAAGAAAGGAAACGUCAAGGCUGCGAAAGCGGUGAGUUUACCCUCUUUUUUUUGGCUGCGUCGUCAUGUUACUCCUUGCUGUCCGCCAUGUCUGUUUUGAAGCAAGUCGUUUUCAAGUAACAGUGGCCAAUGAUGGUUAUUUCGCAUUACAGGCGAUUAAUCGUUCAUAAUCGUGCAAAUAAAACUUCAUAUAUUGCAAGAUGAUGCAUUUCUUUGUGAGAAAAUUACACUGAAAGCAUGCAGCGCGUAAAUCUCCUAGUGUCCUGAUCAUAAGCUGAAAAUAUUUCUCCUCCAAACUACGAAUCAUCAACAGCCAACUGUCUUGAGCACAGCAUUUGUCAUCUUGCUCUCAUCUUGAUUUAUUAUGAGAAACAGUCAGGAUUUUCUAGUUGUCACUAGUUUCUCAUCAUGAAGUCAAAUUUUCUUUCGACCUCUUGAAAAAUAUUAACCUUAGAUAACAUCAUAUUAAUACAUACAAAUCAGAACAAAUGUUUAUAUACUAGAAAGAAACACAAGGACUCACAUUAGGGAAUUUUAACCUGCUACAACUACAGGAAAAUAUAAAAAGCUAAGAUCAUGGCUGGAUAAUUAUUAAGUUUCACUUUUCUGGUCGAUGAUGUUAAGUGCAAGAUUCCUAAUAAUCCUGGAUUACCGUUGGCUUUUAAAAAUUACUCUGAGCGGUUGUGUUCAUGUUUUAUCCUGAAAGGACAAGAAACCAGGAGUCACUCCUUCAAAUGCAGCUGUGAAGUCUGUCAGCAAAACUGCUGCUGUCAAAACAAAGAAAAAGGUUUGCAAUUAGUUUUUUUUUUACCUCUUUAGUGGCUAGUGCAUAGGGAAUCUAGCACUUUAUUAACCUUUAAAUUCACUCCUAAGAUAAAAAUGUCAGUUCUCUGCACUGUCUGCAAUGCUCUUCUUGAGUUUUAGCUCUGAGAAUUUGGCACUUUCCUAAGGUGAUAUUUUACUAAAUAACCUCUCAUCACCCUUUUGCUAUAAAAUUUGUUGAUAUUGUAAGGAGAAAUUCUGUCUUGGUCACUCAUGGGAACAAUGGGGUUAAUAAACCUUUCUCUCACAGUAAAUGAAGGUUAAAAAGGUACAAAAGAGACAAGCAAUGCAUAUUCAAUUUCAUCUACUCUCUAUACAUCGAUACUGCGAGUACAUGUAAAUUUACACAUGAAUGGUUAUUUUUAUUUUUCUAGGAUGAUGAUGAUGCUACACAGAUAGGAGAUGACUUGGAUGAAUGGAUGCAGGUAUCUUCAGCUUGGUCAUGUUUUUGAUAUCAUAAAUAAUUCCUUCUUAUUGCAUUGUCCACAUCAAAGUAGCCAGCUAUAAAUGUACAGUAGUUAGUCACUGAUCAUUCAUCUAAAGUGAGAACAAUUUUUUCUUCCUACAAUCAUUACAUCAAAAUUUAAAUUUUUACUCCAGCCCAAACAGCUAAUCAAGCCAGAUGACCAGCUGGAAUUGACAGAGGCAGAGUUGAAAGAGGAGUUUACCAGGAUCUUGACUGCAAACAACCCCCAUGCUCCAAGCAACAUAGUGCGCUACAGUUUCAAGGUAAGAAUUUUUUCCAAUAUUUAUGUCCACUCUCAAAACAAACCUAUGGAAAUUACAGAGUAAGCUCUGAAAAUAUAUGUUUGUAGUUUAAAAUGAAUUUCAGGAAUAAAUGCUAUAUAUUUAUUUGCAAACACAUGUAGUUUGAUUUUGUCUAAGUGCAUUUCGUACCAUGAUCAUUGAAGAAAGGAAAGUGUGUUUAUCAAACUACUACCAGUGUACCACUUUUACGUGCACUGGGAAAAAUUUAGUCUGAAAAAUAUCAACAUGUACAUUGGCAUAAAUCAGAAAGCACUUGUUCAAUGAAACAGUGAGAUGACAUAAAAAUAAAAGGUUCCUUCCACUCCAUCAUCACAGUGAUUGACACCCUCACCUGUAGAUGUAAUUGACUUCUCAACUCUGAAAGUGUGUGGAUAUGGUUUCUUUUUAAAAUUACAUUCAUAUACAUUGUGGCUUAAAAAUACUUGUAAGUGUCUUGCUUUGUUAAUAUUUAAGAUAGUGAAGACAUGAUCUUUUUUUUUAUACACAGGAAAAAUGCUUUAAACCAACAUCAAGUGUGGAUCAGCUGGCAAUUCACUUUGCUCUUGAUGGGUAGGAGACUGUUUUAUUUACUUGGGAGUAUUUCUGUUAGUUAGCUACUUUAGGGUUGUGUAUACACACUUACAAAGUAUUCCCUAGAAUUAAGGGGUAUUAAGGCUGCAUUAAUGCACAGACUCAUGCACAUUCCCUGAUACAGUUGUUCUGGAGUUGUAGUCAUCACAUGUACAUGUUUGUCCAAAACAAAAUCGAUCCCAUAAAUCUUCAAAGAAAGAUUAUGGAAUGGGCCAGAUAUACACAUGUAGCUAACCUGAAGGCUGAUACCCAUUAACAUGAUGAUUGAUUUACAAACUCUCUGAAACCAGGGUCUGGAAUUGGGAAUGAAAUAGGACCAGGACAUUAAGAGGCAUACAAAUUACAACUGAGUAUUAAAAGGGUAUACUCCCUCUGGAAUAACACCAUACAAAAUUUUAGAUGUUGAAAAUGUAUUUGAAUGGUCAUGAACAAUGAAUUUUUUGAAGGAACAUGCUUCAUAAAGACUCAGAUGAAGCCAGGAGACAAAGAGCAAGGCAAGGACUGGAAGGUAGGUUAAGAAGUAUUAAACUACCUGUGAAAAAUUAAAAAACCACUUUAGGUUGAGCUGGGAUUCAUUCCUUUGAAAUUAUGAAGUUCAAAUAAACCUCUUUCAUCAAUGAUCUGUGGGAUUGGUGUAUUUUUAUAUACAAAGAAAUUAGCUUUUCUUGUUUAACAUCAAUUUGUGUAAAACCAAUCAAACUCCCAUUCAAACUGAAGCUAAUAAAACUAAUCUGCAUAUGGAUAAAAUAACAAAAAUCAUUCCUGCCACUGUGGAAGAGGUUUAUACUUAAUAAUAAUAAUACUUAUAAUAAUAGUUAAUACUUAAUUACUUUGUUUAUGUUGUAUAUAGCUAAGCAUUUGAAAAAAUAAGUGAUUUACAUAUAGUCAAAAGCAAUUUGGUGGAAUGCUUUCGAGAGAAGUAAAGUGGGAAAUUUUUGCCACUUGCUUUUUUUAUAAAAGUGUACACACUAUUGGCUUAACAUAAAUUUUGCUAAAUUUUUUUUUUGGAAAUAUUAUAUAAUAAUUGACCUCAUCUAAUAUAAAAAGAUUAUAUGAACAUUUUUGUACACAAUCUGUUUCACAUUAAUUUUUUAAAAAAAUUAAUGACAUAAAUUCUAGGCAUUAUUUGUAAAAUUUUUUUGAAUACCAUGUCAUUAACCACAAGAAUUUAUUUUUACAUAGAGCUAAAAGAAGUAACAGGUUUAGUGUAGAGAAAUAUCCACAUCAUUCGUUUUACUAAUAUUAUUCAACAGUUAUUAUGUUGUAUGAAUUUUAAAGGCUAACUCCAUCUUGUUCUUGCCCAUUAACCUGUAAGGCUUUGAUGACUUCCUGAGGCCAUUGAGCUCUGUUUGUGAGUAGCACCAUGCAAUAUUUAUCAACUGCAUGAUUUUCACAAAAGUGUGGGUUAAUAUUUAUAAUUACUACUCAAGAAAUAACACUAUUAACUUGUAAUUUUUGAUAAAUCAAAAUUACAGAGUUAAGAGUCUACAAAAACUAAAUUCUGAUGAUAAUAUAUGCAAAUAUUUGUUUCUAAACUCUUUGUAGUAUUCUCUUUAAAUAAUUAUACUUUAGUUAGGAGAUUGAUUGAUGGAAAUUUGGUUUAAUAUCAUGUUUUUCACUUAAGCUUCACCCAAAUUUUUCCUAACCAACUAAGACAAUUCUUACAACAAAGGCUUGAAAGAUCCACAAGAUUCUUGUGGAUCAAGAAAAGGCACUUGGUGCUAUUAGAUUAUUUAAUUGUUUUAAUUAUAAUUGCUAAAUUUGUUAACACACAGUUCCACUCUAAGACUUUUGCCUAUUAAACAUUUUUUCAAAUUUCUCUUUAAAGUGCAUAAGCAAACAUACCUAUAUUUUUUUCCUUGGCUAGGGGAAAAAAAGUUUGUUUUUGUUAAUUUUAAGAUAAAGAAUAACAAAAUUUGAGAAUGCCCUUGGAAAUAAAGAAAAUUUUAAUCACACCUCAUAUUCCUUUGUUCUUUGACGUUCAUACUAAAUUAAGUUACCUCCUAAAUAAAUUCUAAUUUAUCAGCGAACAGGUCAGGAAGUGCUGGUCAGUCAUCAAUUCCAUUACAUGGAGUUUGUUAGUUUCCUUUGAUUCAGUUGCUUGUCAUGCUUUUAUUCUUGAAAUAUUAUUGUUUAAUCUGUUAUUGACUUGUUACUGAUGUCACCGGUGCAUUUGACCUUUAAGAAAUGUACCUUUAUUGUCUACAAUAAUGAAGAUAGCAGCUGUGAGUCAUUUCUCUCUUUAAGUUUUGCUUUGCAAUCAUACAGGUAGUGAAAUUGUGGAUGUACUUGUAUCAGUAUGGGGUUAAAUGCACAAUUUGAAAUGCUUGCCAUGGGACAUUGUUCAUAGACCAUUGAUUGAAAAAUGACUCUCAUGAGGGUACAGGAUCCUUAGAACUUUUCAAACCUAGUUUACCUUGUAAAUUAUUGCAAGUCGCUUGUAGGAACUUAGACCCUUGAAGAAUUGUGUAACCAAUUGAGCAAAAUUUAUUGAACAAGAACAAUUAGAAAGACAAUAUCAGCCCAAUGUACGUGCACAUACAUUGGGCUGAUAUUAUUUUUCUAAAUGUUCUUGAUAGUUAGAUAAUUCAGAUUUUUAUAAUUAAUAGAGAUGUGAUGAAGGAAAUAAUUUGAGGAUCUGCACCAUUUCUUAUAUUGUUGUGGAUAAUUUUAUGUUCUCAGAAGCUCCAGGCUAUAAUAGUGUUUCAAUCAAGAAUGAAAAGGGAGAAAGCGUUGCUGUUUUGAGGAUCGGGGAUUGAACGCUCUUUCUUCUUUGGUUGUUGUAUAUCAGUUACUAUGACUUUGGAAGAAAGCGCCUUCCUCUCACUGAAUACUAUUGAAAGUUCACUCCAAAAUUGUUUGUUUUUCUUGAAUUUGGAAUGAUGGUCAAUCUGAAUAUUGGCGGAUAAAGGGGGUAAUUUAAUUUUUUUUUUAAGUAACUGUGUUGCUGCGUCGAUGGGUGAGUGUAACAAGGUAAUUUGGUAUUAUGAACUGAGUUGAUAACGUAAAUUGGCGACCGUAAAGAGUUUCGAAGCUUACGUUUCGAACGUUAGCCCUUCGUCAUCUUUGAAAGUCUUCACGGUGGUGAAGUGGUUCAUUUGAUCCUCGAACGUCAUCUUUUAAAAGACUUUAUUUUUUUUAUAUUCAGGGUGAUGAUAUUUACAUUUAUAAACUCAGUUAAUGAUACUAAAUUACCUUUGAUACCAGAGGAACUUGCUCAACACACUGCCAGAAAUUUUUUAGAUAGACUGAAUAAUAUUAACAUGUAGGUACAGCGUGUCUUUGGUGACAAACAUCUUCCUGUCCUUAUAGCUGAACAUGACGCUGGGGAAGCUGGUGAAGAAGAAGACAAAGAAAACAAAGCAGUUGAGGCAGUAGAGGUGAUUUGUCUCAAUUUUUAAUCAUAAUUUUGUAAUCUAGACUGAAUUUUGGCAAAUUACUGUAUACGAUGCAUUCUUCGUUUCAUUAAGACAUAUUCCACAUUUCAACUUUUCUUCAAAGUCACCAUAUGGCGACCUAAAAUCAUAGAACAGUCGUCGGACAUAAACUAUUAGGGCCGGUUAUUUACACGAGGUCAACUCCAAACCGCGGUUUUACGCAAUCAAUGGGCCUCAGGGAUUCUCUAUAAGAGGGUUGAUUUAAUUAAAUAAAUGUCCUCUCACUGGUAGCUUUCAGCUCUCUUGACACUGUUCACAAAAGUAAAUAAUCAGAUGAAAGGUUCGGCUUAAUUGAAAAUGGCUUAGGUUGUGUUUAAACAACGGUUAAACAACGUUUAAAUGCAUGACCGGCCCUUAAUCGCUUGGAAAAAAGACUCUUCUGUAACGUUGCCUGACAUACUAAAUUUCUGGCCAAACUCCUCAGUUGUCUUUAGACAUCUUAAGGCUCCAUUAUCGCAGAGCCAAGAAGAAAGAGACAAAGUUUAUGGAAGAAAACGACGAAACACGAGUAAAACUUACAACUUUGAAUUUAUUUUGGUUCAGGAAAAAUCAGCGGAAGAAGUUCGACCUGACUCGUCUGCCUCUGUGGGUGGAAAGAGUGAAGCAAAGUUGACGAACCAGUUUAACUUCAGUGAGAGAGCUUCACAGACUUACAACAAUCCUUACAGAGUAAGUUGGUCAACUUAAAAAAAAGGCACAAAUUGUACCAGGAACUCUCUCUCUCUCUCUCUCUGUCUUUCAUAUAGCCAACAUUUUUUGUCAACAAAACAGGUUACAGUUACCUGCUUGCUUCACCAGAAAUGUCGCCGGCAUGUUUUUCCAUUUAUGUUAUCUCAGUGUCAGUUUUUUCAGUUUUUAAUAGAAGUCUAAAAUUUAAUAUAUUGACCAUAAGCAGUUAAUACUGUUUCUUACUGGACGUCAUGUGUUAGAAUGCAGUUUCACGUAUUUAUUCACCUAAAGCAGACUAUCACUGUCUCAACGUAUUGCUGUUCUUUCGCUGUCAUUUCCUGUUUCCAAGGGAUACAACGAGUAUGACAGGGGGAGGGAAGGGUCCGUUGCGUUGCUUGACAUUCCAAAAUCGGUUGCGGAGAACAUUGUUGGACAAGCCUGUACACUGAAAUUGGUUUCUACCUCUUCGUACUUGCACUAUUUUGUUUAUUUAUUGAUUUUUUUUCCAAGGAACGUGGAACCUCAACUGAACCUCCACCAAGGGCAAACUUCUCAGCCACUGCUAAUCAGGUAGAGCUAGAGUACACUCCCUAUCAUUAUUACACGAAGAUUCAAUGUAACUUUGUUACUUUUGCAGUUUUUUAUAUCAUUCCUUUUCAAAUAAACAUCAAAGCUUUUUUCCGCUCAUUGUACUGUUUUUCGAAAAAGAAAUGAGCGCCCUGUCCGUGAUUAGCGCCUUGUUUGGAAUUAGCGCCCUAGACGUACCAUUAGUAGAUAAGCGCCCGAGUGCUUAAAUCGAAUCAUUACGGUAAUUCUGCUAAUCGGUGUUAAAAAAAUUUUGGACCAAAGCGGAAAAUUUGAUGGAGUCAUUCUUGAGCACUUAAGAAAAAUUUCUGCUAAUCUAGUACUUCACCAGUGCUUACUUCCACAAUUUCUCAUGUCCUUUCAGUGGGAAAUUUAUGAUGCAUACGUUGAGGAUUUGCAAAGACAGGUGAGAAUCUGAAACUAAUAGUUAUUUUAGUUUCAUUUUCAAAUUUCUUCAACAUAUUUUUAAUGGAAAAGUAAGCGAAUUGCGAGUAGCACGCGAGAGAAGGAGUCUGUAUGUUUAAACUUAUAGUAAUAAUAAUAAUGAUAAUAAUAAUAGUGAGUGAAUAAAUGAACAAAUGAUAAAUAAAUGAACAGAUAAAGAGAUGAAUGAAUGAACAACGUCAGUUCUGUUAUGUCAUAAGUGAUAGGCAAAUAUGAAAUAUGAAAUAUUCACAUUUCCACAUUGUAGAAGCCCACGUUUCAACCAAAGCCUGUGUUACUCCGUCGUCUAUUGCUCAAAUACAUUAGACGACCUCACAGAUGAUGACUCUUGAGGAAGCUUUAUCGUAAUUUGAAAUAAUCGUAUUUCAGGAAAAAAUGAAAGAAAAGGAAAGCAGAAAGACCCAAACCUUCAAGAAAGACGAUGACAAAAAGAAAAAGCUCAUGCAAGUUGAAGUGCAGGUUAGUUAGCUUGUACUGCAAAUGAUCAUCUUUGCGGAAAGUUAACCUAAGUUUCACAAGCGUCGCGCUCCAGCUCUUUGAGUCGUGGUUCCAGUUUUAUCCAAAUUAAACAGUGCAGACCAUUUUACCCUCUGCUAGCCUCUGGUGAGGUUCCAUUGAAAGUUAGGUGGCACCUGUAUGUAAUCCUUCCAGCAUAGUGUCUGAGCGCUCGGGAUCUGACCUCUAGAUCUGUAUCUUAGCCUAAAAACCUCUUCCACGUAACUUAAUUAACCAAGUGGUUCAUUUGAUCCAAGAAGUGGGACUGGAUGUCCACCUUAUAACUAAUGCACAGACUUUAUUUUUAUAUUCAGGGUGAUGAUAUUUCAAGGAUUUCCAAACCGUGCAAGAUAGUGGAGAGAAUGAUAAACCAGAACACAUAUGAUGAAAUUGCACAAGGUUAGACGAAUCUUUUACUUAACAAUUCACGUCACUCAUAAUUCAUAAUGUCGUCGAAGGCGUUUUCGGAAUGGCGGUUGUGAUUUUCAUUUGCGCGGCUUUCGCGAUACAGAUUGCGUAAAUCAAAAAGUAGAGCGCGCUAAGAGAUAACCUCAAGUGUGUAGCUGACCCUUGCAGUUGAGAGCGUGUUAUUACAAGGUGCUGGAUGCCGAUGAUAUCUGAAUCCAGGCUAUUCUGUUGGGAUAACGUAGUCCUCAGACUUUGAACCUGUUAUAGCUGCCUAUAAAUUACCUUGUAUUGUUGUAGUUUUGAACUUUCAGAGUUCUCUCCUUUACCAUUAUUCCCAUUCUGACUUAUUUUUCAAACCAUGCAAAUGGUGUUCCUUCUACCUUUGUUAGUCUCAGAACGUACCAUUCAUCACUCGGAUUUUGAAGUUAAGCAUUCAUUUAUCUAGUGCGGAGUUCGUACAAAAUUUUGAUGUCUUACAUUCUAUGUAGUGCUGUUUGAAAAUAUCAUCGCUUUCAAUUUUUUGCCAUCAGAUUUCAAAUACUGGGAAGACGCCGCCGAUGAGUUUAAGGACCAGGAGGGGACACUGUUGCCGCUGUGGAAAUUUUCGUUUGAGAAAUCAAAGAGAAUGGCCGUCACCUCACUUUGCUGGUUUGUCUGCUUCUCCUGAUCAUUGUAUCCCUUUCAGUUGUUGAAAGUGAGGCAGAAUGUAUAUAUCUUUUUAGAUUACAGUUGUAGUUAGCUUCUGAAUGUGGAUGUUUUCUUCACUGUAGGAGUCCUAAGUAUCACGACUUGUUUGGAGUGGGACACGGAUCGUGUGAGUAACAUUUAUUUUGACGUCGAUACGUGACAUUUUGACACCAUGUCAUCAUGACAUAACAUCGUGCCCUAAUGAUAUUGUGCCUUAAUGACAUCAUAACAUCGAAACAUCGUAAUAUCCUGACGUUGGAACAUCGUGACUUCAUGAUGUAAUGAGAGCGUGGCAUUUUCGAAAAUGACGUCGAUUUUUUUUCGUAAAAUUUAUCGACAUGAAAUGGAUGAACUUCAGUUUAGAAGAGUAAAUAGGCUAAGUAACGUGAUAAUAUCGAGAGAAAGUUCAGUUGCCAUGGAAAUUUUCUUUAAAAUUGAGAGAGACUCACAAAGUACAAUUGAAAGUAGGUCCGUCGAGAAAUAUGUGGAUGAUAUUGAUGUAUCAAAAAGGAAAUUGUAGGCUUUGUGUAUGACAUGUUCAGAGAGUUCGAAUAAAAGCACAAAGAAAUACCUGUUGACAUUUCGUGUACUUAACCUUAAUUACUUACGUUUGGGUUUCAUGUCUUCAUUCCAGAUGACUUUUUAAAGCAAAGUAACGGAAUGGUCGCCAUGUACACAUUGAAGAACCCUUCAUUUCCAGAGUGAGUGUUCAUCUUAGCAAAGGCUAACCCUCUUCACUGCUAGAUUAUGAAAAAAUGAUAAUAAAGAAGAUAAUGAAUAAACAAUAAAACUAUACAGAGAUGAGUCGCUGUUAACUGGUGGUACUAGAGUUUGGACCAUGGCACUGUUAAGUUUCUGUAAAGUGAUUAUGCCUCGGUGCGUUUCGACGUUCGUUUUUCCUUCCGCUGUUAUGGCUAAUGCAUUACCUUGUGUUUGUCAGAUACAUAUGUGAGACAGAAAGUGGGGUGAUGUGCCUUGAUUUUCAUCCUGAGCAUCCGAAUUACAUCGCAGUUGGUUUUUACGACGGUAAGCAACAUCCCAUUCAGUGAAGGUACACUUCCUGGUAUUUUCAUUUCAAUUUAAUAUUUGACAGUAAAAGCUACAGUUAGGCAAGAUUUUGGAACAAACAAUAGUAUUUGCAAGGUUUAGUUCAGCAAUGGUUUGAAUAUUUCCGUCAAAUACGAGUAACGUACAAUCAGGGGAAUCGCGGGAAAACAUGUACAUAAGGAGAAGGGAAACAUACUCGGCAUAUAAGAAAAAUUUUGGCUUUUUAAUUCUUGGUGCAAAUUUAGUUGCAUUAGGAGGUAACGUAUUUUAAAUCGAAAAUCUUUCAGUAGGAGUUGAUGAGCAACCUUGUCAGAGGCCAUCAAAUGCAAAUCAAGUUAUAUUAUUUAGUAUAAACUUGUUUCUCUGUGGAAAACACUAAAAUCUAAGUACGUUGUCACUCUUUUAUAUCCAGGUAGUGUUGGUGUGUACACUGUCGUUCAACAAACAAAUAAGAUCGAGCUGAUGUACAGAUCAACAGCGAAGACGGGCAAACAUACGGACCCUGUUUGGCAGGUGAGGAUGACGAAAUAUAAACGAAUCUGACAAGGGAAUGAAGGAGGAGAAUUUCUUCCUGACGUGUGCCAUUUUUCUGAUGUUUGUUUUCGUUUUGCUUGUCUUUCAUUUAAGGUAAAAUGGCAAAAAGACGAUUUGGACAACAACAUGAACUUCUUCUCCGUAUCCUCUGAUGGCAGAAUAACACAAUGGACGAUCGUAAAGGUAAACUUAGUACACUAGCUCAAAGAGAAGCAAAAUAGCUUGUAGUCUCGUUAUUUUUACCUGUUGUGCUAAAGUUGAUUCAGCUUUUGUGGUAUGUACCAAAACAUUUAGUAUUCUGUUUUAACAGGAAUUAAAGAUAAUCCUCUCGAAUACUUUUUAUAUCUUUGUCACACUGACAAAUAUUUGUUGUGUUUUGUUGUUUAGAGUGAACUGAGGCACACUGACAUUAUCACUCUGAAGCAGGGAAACACUCCUGAAGGAGAAGGAGACAACACACAGCUACCAAGUUUAGGUAUAUUUUAGUUUGCUAUUUUGCAGCACAUACCCGGGACCCCACUGACCCGAACCAUCUACUCUGAUCCCAGUUGGUCUCUUCAUUCCCUACUUUCCCACUUGCUUCCAAACCGAAGUCAUUUAAUCUCUGUACGAGUACCUUGACAUCAGACAAACUAUCUUAUUUUAUUGAGAAUUGUAAAAUGUUCAGAGAAAUGCGCGCGCCAUGAUUGGCCAGGACGAGUUCAUCAUAUUUCCAUAAAGCACGCGCCUUACGUCACAGUGCACUGUUGAGAUAUAAUGCACACAGCCUACGUCAUCGGUACGAGCGCACGCAAUUCACGAUAAAUUUUAUAAAAGAAAUAAAAAAACCUGUUCCUCAAGCAUUCGGCUCGUGCCUCUCCGCACUUCCCUGUUGAUCUUAAAAAUUCCCGCGUGCUUAUAUAACUCAACAAUGCACUCGGCGCGUUUUUUAUUUCUUUAACAAAUAAUUGAAAACGUUUACUUAGAACAAUCAAAAUCGAAGGAAAUUGACUUCCCGUUAUCCUCUCUGAAUUGUCUAAUGUUCCCACUUCUUUGAUCUACAGGUUGUGGAACGGCAUUUGAUUUUCAUAAAACAAUGGAUUAUAUGUUUCUAGUUGGUAAGUGGAAUGUUACCACAGCAAACAUCUUUUCUCUAAGAUGUCGUCAACUCGUAAUAGAGCAAUUUUUUUUAUUGAAUAUCUAAAGUACUGCAGUACUUUUGCUUCAUGUUGCUCUGUGAUUUGUCUAGUGAACUUGCGUAGUUGAGUUAAGUAGAGCAAUUUUCAAUUGUAUCGAAAUAAAUCCGAGAUUGCAUUGGGUUUGGUUUACUGCGCCAUGUGAUUGGUACAGAAAACUCGCGCCACUCUUCCAACCAAUCAGAUGCAAAACUCAGUCAAACCAAUCACGACUUGGUCGCCUGCAUUUUCCCGCGCUUGAGGCAGUUUGGUUGUUUUGACUCUGAUUUCUCAUUGGCUCUCCAAGGUAUUUUCCUGUCCUCUGAUUGGCCGCUGUGAUUACUUUGGUUUUGUUUUACGUCACUCAAUCGAAAAGCACUCGAGUUAGAACAAAACUGUGACCAAUCGUGACUUGGUUACUUUGCUGGUUUUUGUUUUGAGUUCUCAUCGACUGAUUGUGAUAGUUUCUUUUGUUCUGAAUGACCUUGGUGGUUAAUUUGGUUUUACGUUGAUCAAAAAGUGCCCCAAUCGUAAACUUUUUUUUAACACUUUUUCUUCUUUUUAAUGAUCAGGCACAGAGGAAGGAAAGAUACACAAGUGCUCCAAAACUUAUUCAAGCCAGUUCCUCGAGACUUAUGAUGUACGUAUCUUCCUUCAAUUUUCAACUCUUUUGCCAGCAUCAUGGCUUGAGGUUGUAGUUGUUUUUACUUUUUUCGUUUAUUCGCACGCUGGGAAUAGCAUUUAUUCACUCUAACUUGAAUUGAUUCCAUCAGAAUCUUUACAUUUAUGGGAAGUCAGAUCGUUACAAACUUUAUAUAACAAUAUCGGUUCUUAAAUUAAUAAAAUAAAUUUACUACACUAGAAAUCGUGAGAGACGCGGAAGCUUCCGUUUAGCGCGCUACAUUGUGAGAGAACCUGGCUGGGGCAUUGUGUGGUGUUCUUGGACAUGACACAGGACUCCCACAGUGCCACCCUUCGCAAGGACUUCCAGUCUCUUCAUGUCCAUGUCAAAAUGUCUACCAAAGUUUUAAUGAGCUUAUCUCGCCAAUCUCUUUUCUUAUCACUCGACUCUCUUUCUUUCUGUAGGCACAUCACAUGGCAGUUUACUCUGUCAAAUGGAAUCAUUUCCACCCAAAGAUUUUUAUCUCGUGUAGUGCAGACUGGACUGUGAAGAUUUGGGAUCACCAUUAUCAGUAAGAAGUCUUAGCUAUAGGAGUGUCUUUACUAAAAGUUUUAAGCUCACAAAGCCUAUAAAAGGGAUGGAAAUUUUUGAGAACUGCAAAUGUAGCUACGAAUAUUGAAAAUCAAUCAAUCAAAACGGCUUGGGGUGUGGAUUUCUGAAGUGAUUCUUCGUUCAGAAUAUAUUUUUAGGUUCGAACGAACCCUCAUGGGAUGCUAGGGACGUUUCAAAUGAACAUUCUAUCCUGUGAUCUGAUGAAAUAACGUGAUGUCCACGACAGCUUGACCGCUCUGAAAGUUAUUGACAGCCCCUAGAAUAUCUAUAGCUAUGACACAUCGUCUUAGUCAUACAUCUGAUUUCAUCUUAUCAAUUGUUAGUUCAUCACUUAUCUCUCGUUUUCUUCACGCAGAGAGCCCAUGUUUACGUUUGAUCUGAACAACUCUGUCGGUGAUGUGGCCUGGGCGCCUUAUGCUUCCACAGUGUUUGCCGCCUGUACGACUGAUGGACGGGUAAGACACAAUACAGUGUUACAUUGUUUUGGUAGAUAAACUGCGGUGUUUCACAAGGAUUUUUAGCCCUUAGAAAAGCCGUAACUGCUCAAAUGUAAAAUUACGAUAAUUUUUUUACGUGUGUUUGAUAGCGCUAAUCAGCUGCUGACACGUUACUCGCCUUUCGCGCUCUUCUGUCAGGUUCAUUCCUUAGUAAUAAAGGGGAUAAGUUUCUAAAGAAAUUGUGGUGCUGAGUCGGUGUAGAAGUAUAACAAGAUAAUUUGGUUUUAUCAACUAAGAUGGUAAUGUAAAAUGGCCAUCGUUAAGAUUUACUAAGCUGCCGCUUUGAGCAUUCGCCCUUCGUCAGAGCGAAUGAAGUCGACUUUUCCUGCUAAUAAAGGCCAAGGAUGUUUAAAUGAUAAGUAAAGUUAUACAUGGUAGCUUGUAGAUGUGGAGUUUCUAUUCUUGUGAUCAACUCGAUAUCUCUCUCACUCUUUUGCGAUGAGAACUGAGAGUGUAAUCAUGUAAACGCUCCCAUGCUAGGGAACUCAUGAUUAGCUUACGUUUUGCGUGUGAUUGGUUGAUGCGAGACAGUUCUGGACCCAUCAUUGACGGAGCAAAGCAAAGCCACAGUGAUCCCACAUCAGUUUCGACACUCCAAUUGAAAAUGGAGAUGUGUUUUGAACUCGACACGUGUUUUUCCUGAAAAUUUCUCAGAGCUGAUGAACGUUAUGAUUAUUGUUUCAGGUCUAUGUGUACGAUCUGAACGUGAACAAGUAUGAACCUCUAAGCGAACAAUCAGGUAGGUUUAAUACCUGGCGGUGAACUACGACGCUUUAAUUUAUUGUGCGGACAAACCAGAAAACAUUAUUGUGAACCACCUUGAACUCAAGUAAAGGGAGACAAGUGAAGUUUAAAAGCCUAGCGGCCCAUGAACCGCUCUGUAGGAUGAGAUGAAAUUCUGUCACAGGUUACCUUUCUCCCCACCCCCUCAGACUUUUCUAUUUUUUUUUCCUUAAGGUUUUACCGACAGUUCGCCAGUACCUUUUUUUGUCCUGGGCAGGGUGGGAUGGGAACACAACACAACGAUCUGAGUAGGGCUGGUACCCAGACCGCUCGAUCUGGAGUUAAACCCAGCCAGCCAACAGGCCCUCGAUUCUCUCACGCAGUAAAAGGAAUAAUUGCAUUUUUUUUCCUGUUUACAGUGGCUAACAAGAAGAGAACAAAGCUGACUCACUUGGCUUUUAACCCGGAGUACCCCGUGCUUAUUGUGGGAGAUGACAGGUAAUUGAAAUUUGUCUUAGCUCGUCAACUCUCAUCUACUUGUUUUGAAUCGGAAAAAAGUUACUAUGAACAAACCUUUCGCACGGCUUUAAAACUUCUUUGCCGAAAGGUUGUACGAUUGUCGAAGAUCUUGUUAUCGAUCUUCGAAAAUGAUUGAGAGCAAUCGUAAAUUUCUUGAUUCUUCGCUCUUCAACCUUUGUCUAAAGUAGAUUCCAUUUUAUUUCGUUUCACAGAGGGUAUGUGACAUCGUUGAAGCUGUCACCAAAUCUCAGAAAAGCCACGCAGCCCAAGGUAUGUCUACUGAUAAAAGUGCAGCAGUUGAUUUUUUGACAAGUGCAGCCGAAAAAGUCUUUAUCAUCCCAUGGGUUUCUCGAACAAAUUUAUAUAACAUCGCCUCCAUUGCACCUAUAACCGAUCUGACCUUGUCGUCCCCUUCAGUGCUCAUGCUCUUCUUCCUCUCCUGCUCCUCCUUCUAAAACUCAUCCCUGAUACUCCUAUCCAUUCCUCGGUUUCAUCUCGUUCCACACCAUUUUUUUCUGCCCCGUUCUCUUCCCCGUCUGUCCUUUUUCUCCCAGACCCUCCCUCCUCUUUUUACCUCCCACCCCACCAGUCGCUUGUCCUUUGCCGCUAUAUCCUAUCUCUCUUUUCUUCCCAAUAUCCUACUCCUCUUUUCUUCCUCAACUUUCACUGAGCGAAAGUUAACUUAAAUUUCAUUUUAGUUCAUUGUACCAGUAUUCUUUGACUUCCCUUUUCGAUCUAGAAUUCAUAGGAAUCUUGCCGGUGUCCCUCUCGGGAUUUCGCCGCAAUCUCGUCGGGAUCUGAGGGAGGGAAUUGGAGUAUGGUUUUCCCCGGCAGACGAUAUAAACUUUCCUCGCGAAAAUGUAGGCGAGUGAUUAAAAAAAAAAAAAAGCGAAGAAACCCCGUGAUUGAAAAGGCGAUCAACGCAACUAUGUUUGCAAUUUUAGUAAUGAACAUGCAAAAAAUAAUUUCUAAAGUGACAACUCUUCCACGGGUUAUAUUUUGAACAAGUGAUAUACAUACUUAGCUGUGAAGAGUCUUGCACUUUGCAUCUGACUGGGCACUAACUCAUUAUGUUUUUCUCUCUAACGUUUGCCUUCAUGGAUGUUACACGUUGUUUACACGCUGGCCAAUAACAUACUAACUCACUGUGUCGCUGAUUCGUUCUUUGAAGGAGGAAAUACCCAUUCUUGUACUCACUCAAGCUACGGAUUCGGACGACGAGCCAAUCUCGCCGCCUCCGAUUGUCUUCAUACCCGUAUGAUACCUUUCUUCUUAAGCUUUCCUUUCUUAAACUUGACCUAACCUCAAAUUCUGUUUUGUUAGACCAACAGUUAAAAGGCCUUUUUUCCUUUUCCUCGCUUCCUUGGCACUCGGCGAUGCUUGAAUGAUUGGCAUGUUGUUAAAGUUGUCAAGAAGAUAUGUGUUUACAAUAUGGAAAGUUCAACAGCUUAAAGAUAUCGCUUUCUCAUGGUAUAUUUUAAAAUAAAUAAUUCCCGCCAUCUCGGCUGGUUUUCUUAUUCUUUCUUUUCCUAUUCUGCCUAUCCUCGUGGUUCCUAUUCUGUUUUGCGCAUAUCGUAUUUGACUCCCUAACACUUAUCACAAUAUAUUGGACAUUGUAGAUGGUAUUUCUCUCCCUUUUUUAUUAGUUUCCUUGAUCAUCUUUCCUUGACAGGGAAGAAGUUGGUCGUCAAACCUUUCAUAUUAUACGACAAUUCUUUUUACCUGUUUUCAAGCUCUGCAAACGUUUUCAACACUUGACUUUAUCGUCGUGGCCUAAGCAUCUACUAGUUAUAAAUAAUGUGAUAUUAACCAUAACCUAGAGCACGUUUGCACACCGUUUUCCUUUCACCUUUGUUACUCGUUCUCACUCGUUAGAGACGCUGGCAAAACACUCGUUGUAUCCUGUAACGCAACGUAACAUAAGGUCUUAAGAACUCUCUUUUGGCAUGGAAGUUGACACGAAAUCUUUUCUCUUUUUUCAGGAGAAAGCGAAGGGUCCCGAAAACGAAAUGGCAAAAAUGGAGAAAUUGUUGAGUCUCGUCAGAGAACCCUCGGCAAAGAAUUGAUCCCUAAAUUUUGCCGAUGACCAAACAAUCACCAAAGAGAGAAGAGUUAAAUCAUAUCUACAGUGAAAAAAGAAGCGGAUUUUCCGCGUUUUAAAAAAGCUUGUUGGUCAUAAGAAGACUUAAAAACAGUUUCAGCUUUAGGCAUUUAUGUGUAAAGCGAACCGUUUGCUCUUGCUUGUGUAAGUUAAUGUAACUCGGUUCUUACGUAAAUUUUGUGUGGAUUUUUUUGCAUGACUUGGUUGGCCAAGCAAAAGAAAAAUUCAGUAGUUAUAUCCAGUGUAAAUAUAUUUUAAUAGUGUAGUUCAGUUCAACUACUGAUGUCCUCACGCUUGAUACAAUGAAUGUAAU